This is a messenger RNA of Onychomys torridus (southern grasshopper mouse), 1654 nucleotides long. It is a transcript of the gene Fstl1, whose product is annotated as follistatin like 1. Gene Ontology annotation, molecular function: protein binding; calcium ion binding. The coding region runs from base 127 to 1050 and encodes 307 amino acids. NCBI's taxonomy places the organism in Eukaryota, Metazoa, Chordata, Mammalia, Rodentia, Cricetidae. The record is from RefSeq and is a predicted model, not a curated record. Gene Ontology annotation, biological process: cell differentiation; regulation of BMP signaling pathway; multicellular organism development. The transcript is spliced from 11 exons.
AGGAGGGGUCUUAAGGGGCGGCGAGCCCAGGUCAGACUUCCUCGCAGCCUGGCGAUCAGCGAAGAUCCCAUCUUCGGCUCCAGCUCUCUGCCCUAGCCCGCGCCCUCUGGAGCCCCGGACCCAAGCAUGAUGUGGAAACGCUGGCUGGCGCUAGCGCUGGUGGCCGUCGCCCUGGUCCACGGCGAGGAAGAACCAAGGAGCAAAUCCAAGAUCUGUGCCAAUGUGUUUUGUGGAGCUGGCCGGGAAUGUGCAGUCACAGAGAAGGGGGAGCCCACAUGCCUCUGCAUUGAGCAAUGCAAACCUCACAAGAGGCCUGUGUGUGGCAGUAAUGGCAAGACCUACCUCAACCAUUGUGAACUCCACAGAGAUGCCUGCCUCACUGGAUCCAAGAUCCAGGUUGAUUAUGAUGGACACUGCAAAGAAAAGAAGUCUGUGAGUCCAUCUGCCAGCCCAAUUGUCUGCUAUCAAGCUAACCGUGAUGAGCUCCGGCGUCGCAUCAUCCAGUGGCUGGAAGCUGAGAUCAUUCCAGAUGGCUGGUUCUCUAAAGGCAGCAACUACAGUGAAAUCCUAGACAAGUACUUCAAGAACUUUGAUGAUGGCGAUUCUCACCUGGACUCCAGCGAAUUCCUGAAGUUUGUGGAGCAGAAUGAAACAGCCGUCAACAUCACCACUUACGCUGAUCAGGAGAACAACAAACUGCUCAGAGGACUCUGCGUUGAUGCUCUCAUUGAACUGUCUGACGAGAAUGCUGACUGGAAACUCAGCUUCCAGGAGUUCCUCAAAUGCCUCAACCCAUCCUUCAACCCUCCUGAGAAGAAGUGUGCCCUGGAGGACGAAACCUAUGCAGAUGGAGCUGAGACGGAGGUAGACUGUAAUCGCUGUGUCUGUUCCUGUGGACACUGGGUCUGCACUGCAAUGACCUGUGAUGGAAAGAAUCAGAAGGGGGCCCAGACCCAGACAGAGGAGGAGAUGACCAAAUAUGUCCAGGAACUCCAGAAGCACCAGGAAACAGCUGAAAAGGCCAAGAAGAUAAACACCAAAGAGAUCUAACAAGAAGCGCCCACAGCACCGUGUCUGGAGCCCAGCGCCUCCUCUUCAGCGCUGGGUCCAGUAUACACGAGCGUCUGCCGAAAUCACCAAACCACCAGUAUUUGCUUGUAUGGCGAUGAACAUUAUUUCGUUUGUUUUGCAAUGAAGGAAAUGAGGCUGGCUGGCUAGCGAGGGAAGGCCACAACCUUCAUUUCUAGGAGUGCUUUGAGAGACACUAACGGGCACUUUGGGGCUGGAAGCAAGGAAGGAAACUGCAUCAGGCUGGCAGAGGAGCAGACCCAGGUCUGAAGGAGUCCAUUCUGGGUUCGGAGGCUACAGGAAAAGCAUGUGAUGUUGCAGGGAGAGCUGAGCUAGCUUUGCUGGAGGAAGGGUGGGGAGCUCUGUGGAGAGGGAAACACCGCUUCCGCUCUUGGUCCCAACAAUCACCUGAAUACACAGCCAUCCCACUAGUUGUUACCUGUGUCCCUCAAAUUUGGAUGGACUUUUCAGGAGGGUGUUUUUAAAUGAUGCAGAUACUUAGAUACUUCAAGCGCCAUGGAGACCCAACCAAAAUUUUAGAAGACAUUUUUUUUGUUUUUUUUGUUUUUUUACCAAAGGUGCUAUU